CCUCUGCGAUGCCGGUCGCGCCGCCGCCAUGGUAGCGGCAGCCAUUGGUGGAGGGGGCGAGGGGACGUCGUGCUGCCCCCUGCAGAGUGGAGCCCGGGGCGCCCUGCCCCCCCAUUGCGACGCCCCUGUCCACAGACAUCUCUCUGGGUCAUGUGACCAGCAUGACUAAAACACUUCUGGUGCAACAGAACACCGUGAUGGAAGCCAGAGUGCAUGGAAACGCCAUUUACCUUCCCACCACAGCAGUACCUGUUUAUAUAUUUGCACUGGUGUGAUUUCAAACUGCUAGGUUGGCAGAAGCUGGGACAAAGCAAUGGGAGUUCACCCUGCCGUGCAGAUUCAAACCACCGACCUUCUGAUCGGCAAGCCCAAGAGGCUCAGUGGUUUAGACUACAGCGCCACCAGAGUACCGGCAUUUUUGUACACAUUGAUCGGCAUUGCAAAAUUUGGAGAAGUGCAAAUUUCAAAGGAUGACGUGUGUGUGAACAUGAACUGAAUUAAAUUUCAUCCCUACCUAGAAAGUAAGAUGAGCCAUCCCAAAACAUUUAGCUGCCUGAGGCAAUGGAAAUGUGUUUUUUCUUUUCUUUUUCCCAUUCAAAGCCUGCUGGACAGCAGUGGGGCACUGCACCUCCACUGCACUCAUGGGGAACAGGCCAGUCUGGGGAAGGAGGGCAGACCACAUGAGUCCCAGGACCUGUACUCCGAACAGUGCCAGCCAGCAUAGUCAAUGGUCAGGAAUGAUGGCAGCUGCAGCCGAACAUCACCUGGAGAACCACAAGUUCCCCCACCUCUGAUUUUUAAGCGCUCCUUCUGCCUCCAUUCACAGCAUUCUGAGAAUGCCAUACAAAAUAUGUCUAGUUAAUGUUUAAAACUUCUACCUUAAGGCAUUCUCUCAUGCUGCUAUGAAAACCUCUUUUCGGCACUCUGGAGCUGACCAUACCAGCUCAUUUUCGCCACCAGAUAAAGCCAGCCCAAAUCAUCAAGUAAAAUCAGAACUGUCUGUUUUUUUUUUUGUUGGAAUUAAAUUUAAAACAACAAACAUCAUUGCUAGCAAGAUCGGGAAAACAUUUUACACUUUUAAUUCUUGUUAGCAGUUUCUCACUUCUGCAUAUACAUUUCUUUCCUUCUUUGUCUUGGCAUAAAACAUUACAAUAGUGGUAUCUUUAUUCUGGAGCCUGUUACUGAAAGGUUUUAAUCAGCAUGUAAAGGCAUUUAUUUGUUUAAUUUGCAGUGUUUGUUACACGCUACCUGGUAGCAGACGUUAUUUGGGUGUACAAGCCAAAGAAAAAAGAAAAAAAACUGAAGUAUGUUUAACUCUGGUCCUCUCCAGCCUAAAUGUGAAAUCUAAACGAGACUGAGAAGGACAGUAGAAUAAUAUCAGUGUAAAACCAGCUACAGAGAAUAACACCAGUACCAAGGAUCUGGGGAAGGUCUGUAGCUUGGUGAUAGAGCAUAUUCUUUGCAUGCGGAAGAUCCCAGGUUCAGUCUCUGGCAUCUCCGGGUAGCGCUGGAAGAGACUCCUUUUCUGAAAACCCUGGAGAACCGCUGCCAGUCAAUGUAGACCAGGGCUAGCCAGAUGCUGCUGGACUUUAGCUUUCAUCCUCCCCAGCCAACAUGGCCAAUGGUCAGGGAUGCUGAGAGUUGGGAGCAACACCUGGAGGUCACCACAUGCACUACCCCUGGAUAGACCGUACUGAGCUAGGUGAACUAAUGGAAUCUCUUGAUGUUGGUACUGACCUUUAAAGCCCUAAACGGCCUCGGUCCUGUAUACCUGAAGGAGCAUCUCCACCCCCACCAUUCAGCCUGCACACUGAGAUCCAGCACCGAGGGCCUUCUGGCGGUUCCCUCAUUGCAAGAAGUGAGGUUAAAGGGAACCAGACAGAGGGCCUUCUAGGUAGUGGCACCUGCCCUGUGGAACGCCCUCCCAGCAGAUGUCAAGGCAAUAAGUAACUAUUUUACUUUUAGAAGACAACUGAAGGCAGCCCUGUUUAGGGAAGUUUUUAAUGUUUGAUGCUGUAUUGUUUUUAAUAUUCGGUUGCAAGUCGCCUAGAGUGGCUGGGGAAACCCAGCCAGAUGGGCGGGGUAUAAAUAAAUAAAUAAAUAAUAAUAAUAAUAAUUAUUAUUAUUAUUAUUAUUAUUUAUUAAAAGCAGCUUCCUGUGUUCUGAAAGCAUUAAGGUAUCUUAGAAUCCUAGAGUUGGAAGGGACCCUGAGGAUCAUCUAGUCUAGUGUAACACCUGCAAUGCAGGAAUAUGCAGUUUUACCUUACAGGAAUCGAGCCUGCAACCGUAGUAUUAUCAAUACCACACUCUGACCAGCUAAGCUAUCAAAGGCUCAGUUCUUUUCUCUUGAGAGAAAGGAAGCCUAUUUAUUAAAGUAUCAUAUACGUAUGCAACUUAUAAAUCCACAGCAAAAUAAUGCUUUUUUAAAAAAGUACAUACUGCAAUGCACCCAAUAACCUAAGACGUAUGUUUCAUUGUACUUUGUUACUCCUACAUAACAAACAUUCUCCACUUCUCUAUGAACACAUUAUUCUGUCUCCUAUCCUCUCUAAACCUAACUUUCUUUGUUAAGAUGAAAAAGGUUGGGGAAAUUCCAAAAUCUACCUGGUGCGAAAUGAUUACCAGAUGAAGGUGCAGGGCAAGUCUUUUUAGGGAGUGCGUUACAUGAGGAUAUAUGGAGGAGAAAUUCGAUUCCGUUCACACCUGAUGGUAAACCAACUAAAUUUACAGUUUCUAAAACAAUGUGUGAUUAGUUUGCAAACAGAAUCAUAUAUUAGACAAAACUGCAAACCAACAUGUGUAUAUUAGGAGAAAUUCACACUAAGGCACUCCUGAGCAAUUUUGUAAAAAAUCUGCAAACUGGUCUGGAAAUGUAAAGAGCUGAAGAUUGGAAAAAUGAGAAACCAAAACAGAGAUUUGCCCAUCCUUAGCUGUAUGAUAGAUGAUGUCUGUGCAUGUGUAUGAAAAUGAUACAUGAGUAACGUAUAGGAGUACUGUAAGGAUAGACAAGCUUUUUGCUGUUAAGAGCCACAUUGCCCUGACGUAGUUUGUUGGCAGUGCUUGCAAGCUGUGGGUGGAGCCAAAGCUAAUAAUGGUAAGGGCCACCCAGAGAGAAUAUUUCUCUCUCUGUCUUUGCCCCCCCCCCAAUCCCCAUGGGCUGCCAGGGAAGGGACAGAAUGCUCUUGCUGACAGUCUAAACUGUUCACUUACAGAGGGCUUUUGAAAUUAGGUUGCGGACCACAGGGUUCCCACCUCUGGAGCAGCAUACUUGUUUGAGUGCAGUGUGAUUCCUCUGGCACUUUGAAUACGCCCUUUAGUUGAGCCGCACAAUGCUCUGGGUUCCACGACUGCAAAGAGGGCAUUGUGAUCUCUGCGGCAGGAGAACAGAACCCACGUUUUGAAUUGUUGUGCACUGAAACUGGCUGCAGUCCACCUCUUUGGGCAGGAAAGAAACAUGAGACCGAUGUGAAACUUCUUGCUUUAUUUGGCUACUGAACCAGUGGCCUCUCAUAUUCACCAUUAUGUGAUCUGAGAUAGUGCCAUAGAAAGCAAUUCAGGAAGUUAAUGUUAUCUCCUGGUGGAAUAUACUAUGUUAGAAUAUGUUUUUGGUAACAACUUCCCUCUUUCAUCUCUGAGGCCGGCAGGGAGUCCAUUGUUUUGAUUUCCUCUGUUUCAGAAUGGUGAAAAGUGCUUUAUGCUCCAAUAACAUCCUAAAUGGUUUGGAGGCUGCAGUCUUUCAAGUGUUGCCUCGCCUUCAGCAUGUGCCUGCCCCACUCAGUGUGUAGAUGCUCCAAAAACUUUGAGGUGUGGCGAUCAGAACCGUACACAGUAUUCUAAGUGUGGGACAGAUUUCUGCUGUGUCAUUGUGAGUUUAACCCCCUUCCUUAUUCCUUCCUUCCUUCUCUAACCUUACCUGUUGGUGUGAGUCAUAUGAAAAAAUAAAAAUGGGGAACUAUUACACCCUUUGGGCCAGGAGUUUCCUGCCAUAAAUAACCAAGAAGGUUUAAUUGCGAUUUUGUAAUGAAUUUUUUUUUGCACCGAAGGAGGCAAUAAGGAAAAGAACAAAAAAUGGGACCAACUUAGGAGGAAAUCAUUAAGCCACAUGAAUGCUAAUUAAUGUCCCGAGACAAGAGAAGGCUAGUCUGAGAGCUUGCAUGCACUCACCUAGUCUUCUGACUUGCAGAAUGUUCAUGUUCUGGAAUCGUAAGUAUUAUUUUUCCACCAUGCAUACAUGUUUUUGCAGCAUGCCGAGCUUGUGCCUGCGAAUGGGGUUUCCUUACCAAUGGGUUCCUGUGUGUUUGGCUCUGCUGGUUGUGGCACUUGGAGCUUGCGAGUGUAAAAUGAAUUUUGCAGCUGAAUUCUGAAACAGAGCUAAUAACUGGCAGUGAAGUGUGCUUGUAUGGCUGACCAUUAGGUCCAGUCGUGACCGACUCUGGGGUUGUGUGCUCAUCUCGCAUUAUUGGCUGAGGUAGCCGGCGUAGAGCUUCCAGGUCAUGUGGCCAGCAUGACAAAGCCGGUUCUGGCAAACCAGAGCAGCUCAUGGAAACACCGCUUACCUUCCCGCCGGAGCGGUACCUAUUUAUCUACUUGCACUUUGACGUGCUUUAGAACUGCUAGGUUGGCAGGAGCUGGGACCGAGCAACGGGAGCUCACCCCGUCACAGGGAUUUGAACCACCGACCUUCGGAUCAGCAAGCCCUAAAGGUUUUGAUUGAUUGAACAAACUUAGUUGUUCUCUAAGGUGCUACUGGACAAUUUUAAAAUUUUUAAAUUUAUUUCGACUGCAUCAGACCAACACGGCUACCUACCUGAUUCUGUGAAAAGAGUCUCCCUACUACGGUACUCUCAGCACCGUUAACAAACUACAGCUCUUUGGGGGGAAGCCAUGGCUGUUUGAAGUGGCACCACAGUGCUUUAAAUGCAUCCCAGAGUUGGGUUUUGUAGUGUGUGCUUAAGUGCUUAAGGGAGUUAUGCCAAUCCUGCACCCUCCUCUUUGGACUGUGGAUCAGCUGUCAAAUUAAUAUGUAGGCAGACCUUGAUUAAUAGGGGGUUGGGGGCAGGGGAGAGGCCUACCUGUUGGGUGCUGUGAGGCCUCCUGGUAACUACAGGCCCCGAGGCAUUUCUCAUGCAAAAUCUCCCCGCAGCUAUGUUUUGUUUAUUUCUGAACUGCUAAAAAAAAUCAAAAACCUCCUAAGUGGUAUACAAUAUUAAAAAAGCCAAGGAGUUGUAGUCACAGAAUUGUAGAGUUGGAAGAGACACCAAGGGUCAUCUAGUCCAACCCUACAGCGGGGGGGGGGGCUCUAAACCACUAACCUUCUGGUUUUAACAGCCAGAUGCACUGAUCCCACUAAUCUUUACUCAGAUUAGACCCAUUGAAAUUAAUGGAAUAGGCUAGUCAUAAAGGUAAAGGGACCCCUGACCAUUAGGUCCAGUCGUGACCAACUCUGGCAUUGUGGUGCUCAUCUUGCACUAUUGGCCAAGGGAGCCGGCGUACAGCUUCCAGGUCAUGUGGCCAGCAUGACUAAACCACUUCUGGCGAAUAAGAGCAGCGCAUCUACUUGCACUUUGACGUGCUUUCAAACUGCUAGGUUGGCAGGAGCUGGGACUGAGCAAUGGGAGCUCACCCCGUCGCGGGGAUUCGAACCGCCAACCUUCUGAUCGGCAAGCCCUAGGCUCUGUGGUUUAACCCACAGCACCACCUGCGUCAUACCAGCCAUUAAUUUCAAGGGGUCCACUCUGAGUGAAAGUUGAAAACAACCCAAUAUCAUAAAAAUACAAACUGAAACCCAUGAAAGAGCUGGAUAAAAGCAGUUAAAAAAGAACAAAACAAUCAUACAGAGGACUCGUACACAUAAACCACGGUCCAUUUUUAUGGGUCAGGGGAAGCCUGGGCAAAAAGUUGAGUCUUUAUAAAAUAUCUGAAGCUUUUCCCUCUGAAAUGGCAGAGGGAAGCACAUUUUGUAGUAUAGGGGCAACAGCAGAAAAUGCUUUCUAAGUGAAUGGCUUUAUGUUAUCAAGGCCUUGAACAUGUCCUAUGUUCCUAGGACUAUCACAGCCCUUUUGUGUUUGACUCUUGUGCAGAGGUGGGGAACCUGUGGCUCUCCAAAUGUUGCUGAAUUACAGCUGGCCACUGCCCAGCCCAGCCCAGGAUUCCAUUUCUUGGUCAUGAUAGCGUGUGACAAAGAGACAGAACCCAUGAACCAGCUUACAGUUAAAGUUCCAUACAUAGUCCUGAUUGGAGAGUAGUUUGUUUGCCUUAUUGCAUUUCUAUCCCACCUUUUCUCCAGGAGGUAUACAUGGUUCUCCCCCCCUCCUCAUUUAAUCCCCACAACAACCUUGUGAGGUAGGUUAGGCUGAGAGGCAGUUACUGGCCUGAGGCCACCCAGUGAGCUUCAUAGCCAAACAAGGACUUGAACCCUGGUCUUCCAGGUCCUAGUCCAACGCUCCAACCACUACACCACUCUGAUGGCUGGACUCAGUAUGCGCUAUGAGUGGUCUAUUGUGCAUUUUUGAUGGAUUCCGACAAAGAUAACAAGGGCAAUGACUGCCCUCCCCAUCCCACAUGCACACACCCUCGCCUGUGGCCAGUUUCCACACACCCAGUUGCUUGUUUUGGCAAUCGGCAGCGGUGCUUGGAUUAAUAAUCAUAAUAAUAAUAAAAAACCUUGGCCUCCUCUCUCCCGCCGUCCAGGAAAUGCUGCCCAAACUGACAAGCCUGCUGAAAGGCAGAGUCAACUCAGCGCCUACCCAAAGAAAUGGCUCCUUUCUCCUUCCUGAGAACACCUGCUGGGAUCAAGAUGACGACAGCUGCACCGGUGUCUGAGAAUUCUGUGUCUUCAACAGAUGCAACCACAAAGUCUCAAGAACAAAUUCUUUAUCAGAGUUCUGGAGCGAUUGUGGCGGCCAUUGUAGUUGGCGUCAUAGUUAUAUUCACUGCAGUUCUUCUCUUGCUGAAAAUGUAUAAUAGACGCAUGAGGACAAAGCGGGAGCUAGAACCGAAGAACGCCAAAGCCACAACCCCCUCAACUCUGGGGCAGGACACCAAUAGUGCCAGUCGCACCACAACGGUGACGUUCGUCCCCAUGGACAUCCACAUGCCAAACAGAAGGCCCUGAGGCAUGAGCGCCACAGAGGAUGACAAAUCAGACCCAGAAAUGGGCCUUACAGGCUCUGGGAAGACCUGUGAUUCGUCAACAUAAAGGAAGUUAAAGACUCUCCACGUUUCUGUUUCUUUAAGAAAGAAAAAGACUGGGAUCCUCAGGACAAUGGAUGUCACCCAGUUGCAAAAGUGGCGUCUUGUCUCUACAGCUGUGGAUACAUAAGGGUAGCUGGUGGCAAGGCUGCCCCCGUAGUUGGAUCAAGAGAUGCCCUUCCACCAUUUCCUGCUGCUUCACAUUAGGCUGUCCAUGGUCAUGGAUCCUGAGCGGUCCUUUGCUGGUUGGAGAUUCUGAAGAGGCAAAGGGAACUCCCACCCACCCAAGGCCAUCCAUACUGUUAGGGAGAGUGAGGUGGCUGCUUUAGGCGGCAGGUACUGAGGGAUGUGGAGUGGGAUGUGGAGUAUUUGAGGGCAGAGCUGUCUGUGACACAAAACACAGCCUGCGCAGCAUCCCCCAAACUAGCCUGCUGCUCGCAGGUGCUAGUGUGAGGAAUUUGGGGUGGGGUGGGGUAGGGAGAAAUCGCCUUCUCCUGUUCAUCAGUUUUUAAAGCCUCCUCGUGCCCCAAAUUAAAGAAAAGUUUAUACCUUCAGUGGCAUCGCUCCACUUCAGAUUGGCUGACUCUUUUUCCGUGUUCAAGGAGCUGUGCUUUGUCUUUUUCCCCUCCUGUAUGGGGAGCAUUUGAACAUUUGACCUCUUACAAGGAAAAGAGAAAAGGCCACCUGAUUCAUCAGGGUAGCUAGAGCAACUCUCCUGUGAGGAAGUUAACAUGCUUGGGGCUUAAAUAGUUUAGUGGGGGCAAAGGCAACAUAGGCCAUUAUAGAGGUAUUUAAAUUAUGCAUAGUGUGGAGAAAGAGAAGUUUUAUUUCCUCUCUCCUAUCACUUGAACCUGGGGGCAUCUAAUGAUGCUGAAGGGUGGGAGAUUUAGCACAGAUAAGAUGACAGACUUCUUCGUACAAUGCAGUUAAAUUCUGGAAUUCAUUACCACGACAUCUGGUGAUAGCCACCAAUUUCAACAGCCUUAAAAAGGGAUUAGGUAAAUUAAUGGAGGAUCAUAGAAUCAUAGAGUUGGAAGGGUCCCUAGUGUCAUCUAGUCUAACCCCCUCAUGUCUGUUGGUUUCCUCUCCUUAGUCUCCAUGUUGCCCUAGUAGAAUUCAGCAACAACAAGGAUGGGGACAAAACGAGAAUUGAUUGGCUUUGCCUGUGACUGGCUCUGGCUCCAUCUACUAUAGGCAUCGCUGUCUUCAAUGGGCACCAGCCACCACUGGAUCUGCGGUCGGGAUAGGGUUCAGUUUGAUUCAGUUAGCCUCUAAAGGCAAACCCACCUAAUUUGCAUUUUCUAAAAUACAAGAACCAAAACACAGCCACCCUUCAAAAUUCUAUGAAUUUUGUAGUGCAGUUCUACAGCUGAGUAAUGUGCACAAUAAUUCAUUUACAGUAUUGGGGUAAAGUUUGCAUAAAAUGCCUGUGCUAGUGAGAAUAACAUACAAAAAUGCAUUAGAGCAUUUGUGUAUAUGUAUUGGGUAAAAUUGCAUGCAGAUGAGUAUAUUAGGAUAAAUUCACACAAUAAUGCUGAUGGAUUUUCAUGAGGCCUUUACAAAAAAAAUAUAACCAGAUGUGGAAAAUGGAAUUUAAGAUUGGAGAAAUAAAAACCAAGAGAAAUUAAAAUCGACAGAUUUACCCAUCCCUAAUCUGAGAUGGUUGUGUGAGCUGAACACAAUUCAGCAUGCUUUAGGGUGCAGUCACUUCCUAGGAUAUGACACCUAUUGAGCUACACAAGGUUUACUUCUGAGUAGACAUGUGUAGGCUUACACUGCGAACGUAUUUUACCAUUCACGUGGUUGAACAUGGAUGUAUUGUUCUUUUGCAUCCCAAUUCCUCUUUGAUGAAUAGUUUGCCAAUGAACCUUGACACAGAAGGAACUGCUUAUAUUUAUUUGGGCUUGGUUCUGGUGUCUUUUCAAAAUGAAAGAAUGGAAUGAGGUUUUUUUUUUUUAAUUGCAAGGGAGCAAAGAUUAGCAAGGGCAGUGUGGAACCUGGUGGGCUUUGUGUAUGCUGCUGCUUUUCUGUAACUUAAUUUUUUUUAAGUGUCCAUAAAUGAUGUGAUUUGUGACCCACCUAAAAAAAGAGCAUGCCACAUCCUUCUGCUGAAAUUCUAAU
Molecule: messenger RNA, 9312 nt
Organism: Zootoca vivipara (common lizard)
Lineage: Eukaryota; Metazoa; Chordata; Lepidosauria; Squamata; Lacertidae
Source: RefSeq, a predicted model, not a curated record